Saccostrea cuccullata (small rock oyster) is the source of this 3160-nucleotide messenger RNA. RefSeq names its product peroxisomal acyl-coenzyme A oxidase 1-like. Gene Ontology annotation, biological process: lipid homeostasis; very long-chain fatty acid metabolic process; fatty acid beta-oxidation using acyl-CoA oxidase. Bases 1071 to 3074 code for a protein of 667 amino acids. Lineage: Eukaryota; Metazoa; Mollusca; Bivalvia; Ostreida; Ostreidae. The transcript has 15 exons. The record is from RefSeq and is a predicted model, not a curated record. Gene Ontology annotation, molecular function: FAD binding; fatty acid binding. Gene Ontology annotation, cellular component: peroxisome.
UCAUGAAAUCACAAAAAAAGUUUAGAUUUAUAAUUAAAUUGUAUUAAAUCGAAGGUUUAAUCAACAUUGAUUAUAUCAACGGUGUUGUAUGGAAAACAUAAACAUUGAAACUUACAAACUUACCUCAGUAUACAAAUAACUCAACAACAAUAUACAUUUAUUGACUGAGUUCGAGGGCAACAUGCAUUUUGUCGGACCCAAGAAGCAACAGCCUCAGGCAGACUGUGAGUUUGAUUCGAAGGUCGACAAGAUCGUAUUUGCCCAAAAACACAAUAAAUAAAUGUUUUGUUAUACCUUUUAUUUUUUAUAUACAUGUAUCUUGUACUAUCUUCCGUGAUGUAGCCUCAUGUACUCAGUGUUGAACACCAACGCAUGCAAAUUUUUAUGAGAGAUAAGCUCUGCCCAUUGUGUGACGUAAGCGGGCGGUCCAUGCAACAUAGACGGGCCCAACAUCUCACACAGCGGUCAAACAUCGAUUUUUUAUGCUAGAGUAAAACAUUUUUAGAGUAAAACAUUACAAUUGUUAGACUUUUUUCGUAAAGAUUUAUAUAUAACUAUAGGAAAAAAAUUUUAAAGGUAUAUAAUUGAACAAAUAAAUUGUGAAGUGCAAACAGUUCAGAAACUUUAUUAGAGAUUUCAUGGACAAUGAAAAUUGCAUUUAGAAAGGCAUUAUAGUUUACAUAUGACCUGGCAAUAAAUUGAUAUUUUAAAGGGAAGGAAUUUGAAGAAAAAAAAGAUCAUAAGAAAAUAGUGUGAUUGAGGAUAAUAUGACUUUCACUGCACAAGAAUUUUCAAACCGUGCGUAAUUGUAAAUAUUUCAUUCCAAAUUAUCGAAGAUGUUCCUUAAAAGGAUUCCAUUUUUAUGGCAAUUAUAUAUUCGAUGAAUCGAUUUUGAUUUUGAAAGGCAAAUAUAAUUCAAUCGGGAUCGGCCUUCUCAUGACCAUAGUCAUGUGACCAAACAGAAAGAAUCGAGAUAUGCAGUAGUCACAGUUGAUUGCAUGUUUAUAACUUGCUGAUGUACGUGUAACAUCCCUAUCAGAGCGAUCUAUUUAAGUCCAACAAAUCAGCUGAUGAGUUGUGAAGUAAACCCAGACCUGGCCCGGGAGAGGGACAGGGCCACCUUUGACCCAGAAGACUUGACAAAUUUUCUGUAUGGAGGACCGUCUGCCGUUAGGAGAAAGAGAUAUCUUCAGAAUAUAGCGAAACAAGAUCCCAAUCUGAAGCGUGAUAAACGAUGGGCGUUCCAGACACGAGAAGAACGAGCCGACUCCGCGAUGAGGAAGCACAUGUACUUGGACAGACUACAAGACAAUCUGGGAAUCACCGACAUCAAAGAAAAAUACUACCUCCGAAAUACGGCGGUUCCACAUGAAGGACAUCCCAUGGGGCUCCAUUACGGAAUGAUCAUUCCAACAAUAAAAAAUCAAGCCUCAGAGGAACAACAGAAAAAAUGGCUGCCGAUGGCAGAAAGUCUGCGCAUGAUUGCAACAUACGCUCAGACAGAACUGGGUCACGGAACAUUUAUACGUGGCCUUGAGACUACCGCUACGUAUGAUCCCCAGACAGAGGAGUUCAUUGUAAACACCCCCACCCUGACAGCCACCAAAUACUGGCCUGGUGCAUUGGGAAAGACUGUGAACCACUGUGUUGUUAUGGCUCAGCUGUACACACAGGGGAAGAACCGUGGUAUCCACAUGUUCAUGGUGCAGAUUAGGGACAUGGAUACUCAUGUACCAUUACCAGGUGUAGAAGUUGGGGAUAUUGGACCAAAGUUCGGAUUUGAGGAAAUUGACAACGGAUUUUUAAGGCUGGAUAACGUCCGCAUUCCAAGAGAGAAUAUGCUCAUGAAGUACUCUAAGGUCCUAAAAGAUGGAACAUACAUAAAACCUCCAAGUGACAAGUUAGCUUACGGUUCUAUGGUUCUGUUGCGGUGUUCCAUUACAGCGUCAGUGGCAACAUGCCUGUCAGAGGCCUGUGUUAUAGCUAUCCGUUAUAGCGCAGUGCGGAGGCAAACAGAGAUCAAACCAGGGGGAGAGGAAGCACAGAUAAUUGACUACCAAACCCAACAGUACAAACUCUUUCCUCUUUUAGCCACUUCAUUUGCCAUGCUUUUUGCAGGAGAUUUCAUAUCUGAUUUCUACAAAAUUAAGUAUCCAGAUAUUGCUGCAGGAAACUUCGAGUACCUACCCCAAUUGCACGCUAUGAGCGCCGGACUGAAGGCUUUUAGCUCAUGGAUAUGCUCUGAGGGGGUGGAGACAUGUCGGCAGUGUUGUGGGGGGCACGGCUACUCUCAUGCUAGUGGAUUACCCAAAAUAUACGUAGAUUGUACACCAGCUUGUACUUAUGAGGGAGAAAAUAUGGUUCUUAUGCUUCAAGUGGCAAGGUUUCUGAUGAAACAGUAUGCCAACAUGAUGCAAGGACAACCUCUACCAACUCUUGCACAAUGUCUAGGGAGUGACCUCUCCAAACAGUCGUGCAUGACGGAAGAGGUAGCGUUCAAAUGUCUAGUUUUGGCCUACAAUCACAGGGUUACAAGGCUAGUAUCAGAUGCUGCCAACAAUAUUCAGAACUUGGUCAAUAAGGGCCAAAGUCAGCAGGAAGCAUGGAAUUCUUCAACAGUUCGUCUAUUCUGGGCCAGUAGGGCAUUUUGUCAUGCGUUUGUCGUUGAAAAUUUUGUGAAGAUUCUGUCUGAGAGAUAUUUAGAUGACAAAUCCAAAAAUGUGAUGAUGUCAGUAUGUAAGCUUUAUGCUGUUUAUGGAAUUGUAUCAAACCUUGGAGAAUUUAUCCAGGAUGGGUUUUUCAGUUCUGAUCAAGUUAAAAUUUUGCAAAACAAGCUGACGUCAUUAUUAGCAGAGAUAAGACCCAAUGCAGUGGCUUUAGUGGACGCGUUCGAUUAUCCAGACUCGGUACUUGACAGUUGUCUGGGGCGAUAUGAUGGGCAAGUGUAUCAGGCCCUGUAUGAGUAUGCCAAAGAAUCCCCGCUGAAUGAAAAAGAGGUAUUAGAUUCUUACUACAAAUAUAUUAAGCCAGCUCAAACAAUACCAGGAACAGAUGCACUUUCAUCACGCUUAUAAGUUGUGAUUUUUUUGUUUUGUGUAAAUUGGAGAACAAAUUUUGUAAAAAUUAUCGCCUUAUACUUCAAUAAAAUUUGAUGGAUUUA